ACAUUCCUGUAACAAAUCAUACAUUUUCCGGCGACCUUUCCCUUUUUUGUUAAUAAUAUUUUAUAUUCUUCGUACAGUUUUCGUUAAAAUAAUUCUUUCUAUCCAGUAGUGCACGAUCAACGAUACAAAGCAGAUAUCAUUAUAGCCACGUCGAGCGAAGAUUAUAAUUAUAAGAGGACAAUGGAGAUUACUGAAGAAGAAAGUUGUUCAUCGUAUCCACCUUGUGUUCCUACCAAUAAAACAUCAAGGUCUGAUGAAUGGAUAUGGCAUUACUUUACAAUAUAUAACGGUGAAUUUAUCAAAUGCGAUAUUUGUUUUGAUGUAUUCAACCCCGAUAUAAAACACAGUUUAAAGAUACAUAUGAGAUCACAACAUUUAGCAAUUUAUAAUAACUCAGAAACAAAAUGGACACAUUCUAAAAUAGAUCACAAAUAUAAAUGUAAUUAUUGUGAUAAUACUUAUGAACCAAUAUAUAGAACUGAUUAUUUGAUAAACCACAUAAUAAAUAGUCAUAAACUUAAUAAAGAAAUAGCAAAUAAACUCCAAACCUGGGUGAUUGAUCAAUUCAUUAUUCCGAAAUGCGAAAUUUGCAAACAAUUUAGUAAAUACCAUGCCUUUAUAUUUAUGAUACAUUUAAAGGAAGUUCAUGAUGUCAUUGUACCUCAAGAAUUCAUACCACAGAGAUUAUCAAUUAGAUUAAAAAAUCUUUUUGAUCCUUGUAAAAAUGUUGAAAACAUUCCAACAUCAACCAGCAAUAAUCAUCAGCAGCCAUCUAUAAUUAGAACUUACUUUAAGGAUUAUGAUCCGACUUUUCAUUCUUCCGAUACAUUUGACAAUGACAGAACAUCAAGGUCUCGUGACUCGUGGUCAUGGCAUUACUUUACAACAUAUAACGGCGAAUUUAUCAAAUGCGAUAUUUGUUUUGAUGUAUUCAACCACGAUAUAACACAGGGUUUAAAGAUACAUAUGAGAUCACAACAUUCUGCAAUUUAUAAUAACUCAGAAACAAAAUGGACACAUUCUAAAAUAGAUCACAAAUUUAAAUGUAAUUAUUGUGAUAAUACAUAUGAACCAGCAUAUAGAACUGAUAAUAUGAUAAAACACAUAAAAAAUAGUCAUAAACUUAAUAAAGAAAUAGCAAAUAAACUCCAAACCUGGGUGAUUGAUCAAUUCAUUAUUCCGAAAUGCGAAAUUUGCAAACAAUUUAAUAAAUACCAUGCCUUUAUAUUUAUGAUACAUUUAAAGGAAGUUCAUGAUGUCAUUGUACCUCAAGAAUUCAUACCACAGAGAUUAUCAAUUAGAUUAAAAAAUCUUUUUGAUCCUUGUAAAAAUGUUGAAAACAUUCCAACAUCAACCAGCAAUAAUCAUCAGCAGCCAUCUAUAAUUAGAACUUACUUUAAGGAUUAUGAUCCGACUUUUCAUUCUUCCGAUACAUUUGAAACAUCAAGGUCUGAUGAAUGGAUAUGGCAUUACUUUACAAUAUAUAACGGUGAAUUUAUCAAAUGCGAUAUUUGUUUUAAUGUAUUCAACCACGAUAUAAAACGCAGUUUAAAGAUACAUAUGAAAUCAAAACAUUUAGCAAUUUAUAAUAACUCAGAAACAAAAUGGACACAUUCUGAAAUAGAUCACAAAUAUAAAUGUAAUUAUUGUGAUAAUACUUAUGAACCAAUAUAUAGAACUGAUAGAAUGAUAAACCACAUAAUAAAUAGUCAUAAACUUAAUAAAGAAAUAGCAAAUAAACUCCAAACCUGGGUGAUUGAUCAAUUCAUUAUUCCGAAAUGCGAAAUUUGCAAACAAUUUAGUAAAUACCAUGCCUUUAUAUUUAUGAUACAUUUAAAGGAAGUUCAUGAUGUCAUUGUACCUCAAGAAUUCAUACCACAGAGAUUAUCAAUUAAAUUAAAAAAUCUUUUUGAUCCUUGUAAAAAUGUUGAAAACAUUCCAACAUCAACCAGCAAUAAUCAUCAGCAGCCAUUUAUAAUUAGAACUUACUUUAAGGAUUAUGAUCCGACUUUUCAUUCUUCCGAUACAUUUGAAACAUCAAGGUCUCGUGACUCGUGGUCAUGGCAUUACUUUACAAUAUAUAACGGCGAAUUUAUCAAAUGCGCUAUUUGUUUUGAUGUAUUCAACCACGAUAUAACACAGGGUUUAAAGAUACAUAUGAGAUCACAACAUUCUGCAAUUUAUAAUAACUCAGAAACAAAAUGGACACAUUCUAAAAUAGAUCACAAAUUAAAAUGUAAUUAUUGUGAUAAUACUUAUGAACCAGCAUAUAGAACUGAUAAUAUGAUAAAACACAUAAAAAAUAGUCAUAAACUUAAUAAAGAAAUAGCAAAUAAACUCCAAACCUGGGUGAUUGAUCAAUUCAUUAUUCCGAAAUGCGAAAUUUGCAAACAAUUUAGUAAAUACCAUGCCUUUAUAUUUAUGAUACAUUUAAAGGAAGUUCAUGAUGUCAUUGUACCUCAAGAAUUCAUACCACAGAGAUUAUCAUUUAGAUUAAAAAAUCUUUUUGAUCCUUGUAAAAAUGUUGAAAACAUUCCAACAUCAACCAGCAAUAAUCAUCAGCAGCCAUCUAUACUUAGAACUUACUUUAAGGAUUAUGAUCCGACUUUUCAUUCUUCCGAUACAUUUGAAACAUCAAGGUCUGAUGAAUGGAUAUGGCAUUACUUUACAAUAUAUAACGGUGAAUUUAUCAAAUGCGAUAUUUGUUUUGAUGUAUUCAACCCCGAUAUAAAACACAGUUUAAAGAUACAUAUGAGAUCACAACAUUUAGCAAUUUAUAAUAACUCAGAAACAAAAUGGACACAUUCUAAAAUAGAUCACAAAUAUAAAUGUAAUUAUUGUGAUAAUACUUAUGAACCAAUAUAUAGAACUGAUUAUUUGAUAAACCACAUAAUAAAUAGUCAUAAACUUAAUAAAGAAAUAGCAAAUAAACUCCAAACCUGGGUGAUUGAUCAAUUCAUUAUUCCGAAAUGCGAAAUUUGCAAACAAUUUAGUAAAUACCAUGCCUUUAUAUUUAUGAUACAUUUAAAGAAAGUUCAUGAUGUCAUUGUACCUCAAGAAUUCAUACCACAGAGAUUAUCAAUUAGAUUAAAAAAUCUUUUUGAUCCUUGUAAAAAUGUUGAAAACAUUCCAACAUCAACCAGCAAUAAUCAUCAGCAGCCAUCUAUAAUUAGAACUUACUUUAAGGAUUAUGAUCCGACUUUUCAUUCUUCCGAUACAUUUGACAAUGACAGAACAUCAAGGUCUCGUGACUCGUGGUCAUGGCAUUACUUUACAAUAUAUAACGGCGAAUUUAUCAAAUGCGAUAUUUGUUUUGAUGUAUUCAACCACGAUAUAACACAGGGUUUAAAGAUACAUAUGAGAUCACAACAUUCUGCAAUUUAUAAUAACUCAGAAACAAAAUGGACACAUUCUAAAAUAGAUCACAAAUUAAAAUGCCAUUAUUGUGAUAAUACUUAUGAACCAGUAUAUAGAACUGAUAAUAUGAUAAAACACAUAAAAAAUAGUCAUAAACUUAAUAAAGAAAUAGCAAAUAAACUCCAAACCUGGGUGAUUGAUCAAUUCAUUAUUCCGAAAUGCGAAAUUUGCAAACAAUUUAGUAAAUACCAUGCCUUUAUAUUUAUGAUACAUUUAAAGGAAGUUCAUGAUGUCAUUGUACCUCAAGAAUUCAUACCACAGAGAUUAUCAAUUAGAUUAAAAAAUCUUUUUGAUCCUUGUAAAAAUGUUGAAAACAUUCCAACAUCAACCAGCAAUAAUCAUCAGCAGCCAUCUAUAAUUAGAACUUACUUUAAGGAUUAUGAUCCGACUUUUAUUUCUUCCGAUACAUUUGAAUUAUCACAUACUUCAAGCAAUCUUUUAAGUUCUGGUAACGAUACUGCAACAUCAAGCAGUUUUUAUCAGUCAAUUGUCAGUUGACCUUACUGAUUCUGAGGAAUGUGUCGAUAUGUGUAAUACAGAAGUGGAAAAGUUUUUGGAGUGUGUAAAGAAGAAAGUUAUUCAAUUAUCCCGGUCGUAACUCUAUUAUCAAAUACUUCAAGCAAUCUUUUAAGUUCUGGUAACGAUACUGCCACAUCAAGCAGUUUUUAUCAGUCAAUUGUUAGUACUGACCUUACUGAUU
This is a messenger RNA of Nylanderia fulva, 4117 nucleotides long. Lineage: Eukaryota; Metazoa; Arthropoda; Insecta; Hymenoptera; Formicidae. The record is from RefSeq and is a predicted model, not a curated record.